GGGACUACGUUACCCAAGAAGCUAAGAGGCAUGACGUCACCGCGCGCCGCCCGUGCCUUGCCCCGGAAGGGUUUAGCGCCGCCAUGACCCCCCUACCGUCCUUCCCCCUUCCUUUCUGGAAUAAGCAGCGGAGGAGAGCGCCAUGGGCCGCGUGAUCAGGGGCCAGCGGAAGGGCGCCGGGUCUGUGUUCCGAGCCCACGUGAAGCACCGGAAGGGCCCCGCUAAGCUGAGGGCGAUCGACUUCGCCGAGAGGCACGGCUACAUCAAGGGCAUCGUAAAGGAUAUCAUUCAUGAUCCUGGCCGAGGUGCUCCCCUUGCCAAGGUUGCAUUUCGUGAUCCAUACAGGUUUAAGAAAAGAACAGAGUUGUUCAUUGCAGCUGAGGGUAUUCAUACUGGCCAAUUUGUUUACUGCGGCAAGAAAGCUCAGCUUAACAUCGGAAAUGUCCUACCGGUUGGCACUAUGCCAGAAGGCACCAUUGUCUGUUGCCUUGAAGAAAAGCCUGGUGACCGUGGUAAAUUGGCCCGUGCUUCUGGAAACUAUGCCACAGUUAUCUCCCACAAUCCUGAAACUAAGAAAACCCGAGUGAAGCUGCCUUCUGGUUCCAAGAAGGUGAUCUCUUCUGCAAACAGAGCUGUUGUUGGCAUUGUUGCUGGUGGAGGUCGUAUUGACAAGCCUAUCCUAAAGGCAGGUCGUGCCUAUCACAAAUACAAGGCAAAGCGAAACUGCUGGCCACGUGUCCGUGGUGUGGCUAUGAAUCCUGUAGAACAUCCCUUUGGUGGUGGUAACCAUCAACAUAUUGGUAAGCCUUCAACCAUCAGGAGAGAUGCUCCCGCUGGUCGCAAGGUCGGUCUCAUUGCUGCCCGUCGUACUGGUAGACUGCGUGGAACCAAGACUGUGCAGGAGAAGGAGAACUAAUGUCUUUCAAUACAGUUUACACAAUAAAAGACUUUAAAAACCCCCA
Molecule: messenger RNA, 962 nt
Organism: Caretta caretta (loggerhead turtle)
Lineage: Eukaryota; Metazoa; Chordata; Testudines; Cheloniidae
Gene: RPL8
Product: ribosomal protein L8
Biological process (GO): cytoplasmic translation
Cellular component (GO): ribosome; cytosolic large ribosomal subunit
Molecular function (GO): RNA binding; structural constituent of ribosome
Source: RefSeq, a predicted model, not a curated record